Messenger RNA from Oreochromis aureus, 1508 nucleotides. RefSeq names its product programmed cell death 1 ligand 1-like. Gene Ontology annotation, cellular component: external side of plasma membrane. Bases 119 to 700 code for a protein of 193 amino acids. Lineage: Eukaryota; Metazoa; Chordata; Actinopteri; Cichliformes; Cichlidae. The record is from RefSeq and is a predicted model, not a curated record. The transcript is spliced from 3 exons. Gene Ontology annotation, biological process: cell surface receptor signaling pathway; cellular response to lipopolysaccharide; positive regulation of T cell proliferation.
CCAAGAUAACAAAACGCAAACAGGUGUACAGGUGUGCUGUACUGUCCUGUCAACAUACCGGUGCACCGGCUCGUCCAACAUAAACCCGUUCGUGUAGUCUGACUGUGCUUCAUGAAACAUGUUUGCUGUAGCAUCUCCGUGGCUCUGCUGGACUUUACUGUCUGUCUCCCUCGUGGGGUUUACCUGUGCAGACCAGAAAACUAUCACAGUUGAGUCUGGACAGAACGUCACUCUGACAUGUCGAGCUCCAAACAACAACAUCACGGUCAUAGAGUGGAAAACAGCUGACUUGGGAGAGGAAUACGUCCUUUUGUAUCGGCAAAACUUCUUUGAUACCACCAAGCAGCAUCCAUCUUUUAAGAACCGGGUGGAUCUGCAGGACAGACAGAUGAAGGAUGGAGACGUGUCUCUGAUUCUGAAGGACGUGACGAUUAAUGACACUGGAACAUACGAGUGUCUUGUCUUUAUGAGAGAAACACGCUCGUGGAAAAUCACCAGCAUCAUCUGCCUGACUGUUGUUGAUCCUCCAGGUCAGACAGGAGGAGACAUAGAGGAUGGAUCUGUUGGACUGAAAGUUGGUCUUCCAGUUGCUGCUAUUGUUACUGUUGCUGCUGUUGGUGGGGUUUUUUUGAUCUACAGAAAAUGUAAAUCACAGAAGCAGGGUUUAUACCAGCCUCCAAUUGAACUUCAGCCUGUUUGAAAUGUUUCAAUUUUUUGCAGCUGAAGUCUGAAGUUAUAGUAAACCUUUUCAGGUUUAAAUGUCCAUUAAUUUAUUGAGUAAUUUAUUUUUAAUGUAUAGAAAAUGGUACAAAGUAAAAGUUCAGCCUUUAGCUCCUCACUGUCUGUCCAAUAAUCAUGCUGGACUAGAAGUCUUCAUAUUUAUAUGAAAAGAGGAAGUUGUUACUUUUACUUGUAGUAUCAAAAUACCCGCUGCUUCACUUUAAAAGGAUAGAACACUCGUAUUUAUAUCACAGAAGCUUCUAAUGUUUAUUAUAUAAAUCUUUAAGCACCGUGCAUCCAUCCAUUCUCUUCCACUUAUCAGUAAGACCUCCUGCAUUGUUCUUGACCCCCUCACACCCCGCACAUGGAACUUUUUUCUCUCCUCCCAUCCGGCAGACGCUAUCACAGCAUUGAGGCCUGAUCCUCCAAACUGUGAGACAGCUUCUUCCCACAAGCCAUCAGACUCUCAAACUCACUACUGGCUCACCCAUUCCCCCUGACAAACCGUGACUCCACAUACCACUGCCUUUGAAAUGCACAUGAAUCCUCAAGAAUGCUGUUUAUGUUUUCAAGCUGCUACACUGGUCACUUUGAACCAUUCAACUGUAAAUUGUAAAUUGAUAUGGAUCUUUACCUUUUACCUUAGUCUUAAAGUGUGUAUUUAUUUCUUACUCCUAUUCUUCUUAUAUUUAUUGUUUGUCUUUUGCACUAAAUGGAACUGGAGCCUCGUCUUGUCUCUCUCUAUACUGUACUGUUUAUAGCAGAAAUUACAAUAAAGUUUACUACAA